CUUAAGUGCAUAACAUCGAUGGGUGCACUGGCUGCAAUGUGUGCUUCCAACACGUCGAGGAGUUUUGUUUGAUUCUUCUGACAUGGAAAUAAACAGCAAACGUUUCCACAGGUGUAUUUUGGAACCACCUGCCUCAUCUGUUUGCAGAAGGUGAAGGCCGUGUCAUCGGUUACUGUUUACAAGAUACAGCGAAGCUCUUCUUCGCUCCCUGCCAGAUUCCUGAUCUAUCAGAAUCGAUGGAGCUCUUGGUGACAGAGUUGAAUGUGCUGUUGAAGCUGUUGGACCAUGAGACCCUGAGUUGUGCUACAGAAGAGAAGAAAACAGCCGUGAAGAACCUUCUCAGGCAGCUUCAGCCCUCAGUCACUGGAAAAGACUAUAUGUACAUGAACACCUCGGCAUACAGAAAUGGAACCAGCUUUGUCGAAUCUCUUUUUGAUACGUUCGAUUGUGACCUCGGGGAACUGAAAGUUGAAAUGGAGGAUCAGAAGAAAGAGCCAGAGACAAAACUCACCGACCACACUGUCCCCAAACCAAGCACAGCGGACUCGCCUCCCCCCCUGCCCAACACACCACCUCCAGAGGAUUACUAUGAAGAGGCCGUGCCACUCAGCCCUGGAAAGAUGCCAGAAUAUAUCACCAGCCGCAGCAGUUCCAGUCCCCCUAAUUCCAUUGAAGAUGGAUAUUACGAAGACGCUGAGAACAAUUACCCAACUACACAAGUGAACGGGCGACGCAAGAACUCAUAUAAUGACUCGGAUGCCUUAAGCAGUUCUUAUGAGUCAUACGAUGAGGAAGAGGAAGAGAAAGGCCAGCGUUUGACGCACCAAUGGCCCUCAGAGGAGAACUCCAUGGCCCCUGUAAGAGACUGCCAUAUCUGUGCCUUCCUGCUGAGGAAGAAACGCUUUGGCCAGUGGGCCAAACAGCUCACUGUCAUCCGCGAGAAUAGACUCCAGUGCUAUAAAAGCUCUAAAGACCAGUCACCCUACACGGACAUACCACUCAGCCUUUGCACCGUCAUCUAUGUGCCCAAAGACGGCCGGAGGAAGAAGCAUGAGCUCCGAUUCACUCUUCCCGGCGGAGAAGCCCUUGUGUUAGCUGUGCAGAGCAAGGAGCAGGCUGAGAAAUGGCUCCAAGUGGUGCGUGAUGUUACAGGUCAGGGGAAUGGGUUGGACAGCCCAUCAUCUCCCAUGAUUCCUAGGAAGAUUGAACUGGAUAAGUGCUGUUCUUCAGAGAAGCAAACCUCAGACUCUGACAGUAUGCCAAGUGGAGAAAGUGCUCGUGAUGGACGGGAAAAUGGUAAACCCAAGCGAGGUGCACUGUCAGAGCUAACGGGCACCGUAAGCCGAGCUGCAGGAAGAAAGAUCACAAGAAUUAUCAGUUUCUCCAAAAGAAAGCCUCCACUGCCAGGAGACGCCCGCACGUCACUCGACCAGGAUCCUCGGUGUGGUUAUGUAGGAGUGCUGUUGAAUCAGUGCUGGAAGGAACACUGGUGUCGUGUGCGGGCCGGAUCUCUUUACCUUUACCAUGAGAAAGGUGAACAGCGGGUCCCCCACACUACUGUGACUCUGAAGGGAUGCGAGGUUGUCCCAGGCCUUGGACCCAAACACCCCUUUGCCCUAAGGAUACUGAAAGGAGGUGCAGAGCUGGCAGCUUUAGAGGCGAGUUGUUCGGAGGACAUGGGCCGCUGGCUGGGAGUCCUGUUGGCAGAAACCGGUUCCUCUGCUGACCCAGAGUCCCUACAUUACGACUACGUAGAUGUGGAAACUAUUGCCAACAUCCGUACAGCUGCCCGUCACUCUUUCUUAUGGGCAACCUCCACAGAUUCAAGAACGUAUGAUGAGGUCCCUUUCGAAGCCAUAGAGCAGGAAAACGAGAGGUUGAGAGGAGGAGCGCAAACGAAACGUCGUUCUUCUUUCUCCAGCAGUGACACAGGAAAGCCCAGUCCACAAAUCACUCUAAAGCGCCAGGGCUCCAACGCAAAUCAAUACGGGAGGUAUGGGAAAACACGGGCACAGGAGGACGCACGCCGAUACUUGAAAGAAAAAGAGGACCUGGAGAAAGAAAUAGACGGUAUCAGAAGUGCACUAGUCUCAUUGCGGAAAAAGAAACGAGAGGCGAAAGAGAAGAUGAAAGGUGCAACGGAUAAGCAGAAGUUGGUUUUAGAGGAGCGUGUGACCCAGUUAGAGGACAGCUGUCGAGUGAAAGAGGGAGAGCGUGUGGACCUAGAGCUCAAGCUCACACAGGUGAAGGAGAACCUGAAGAAAUCUUUGGCUGGUGGAGAACUGGGUGCCCCUGUUGAGUCUAAACCUACAAACAAGGUACUGACUAGACCUAAUAAGCAAUUUUUAGAAUUAAUAGUUCGUCAAAAUUGUUAUAUAUUGAACCGAUUUACCUUACAGACUCAAAAGACGGAGACUCAGUAUAUUGAGUCGUAUCUCCCUGUGAACUGCGCCUCUGAAAUUCGUAAGCGGCCCCCCUCCAUCUAUGCAUCCACGAAGGGAAAUGUUAUGCAGAAAGCCAAGGAAUGGGAAUCCAAGAAGGGGACUUAAACUGCUGAUCAGGAAAACCUACAGACUUAAAUCUUUGUGCCAUGUCAAGGUUAACAUGAGGAUUUUGUCAACCACCCUUCUCCAACAGACUGCUGUAUAUGCAAAUCUUUUGACUAUGAGACUGCCACUUUUCUAACUUAAUAAUGGGGUGAGAAUGACAAAGCAGCAGCUCUGUUAUAAUACUUUGCAGUCAAAUGAUGAUGUCCUCUUCAGGAUGUCUUGUGAAGUUCCAUAUUACCAGCACAAAAUAUUGAAGGAUUGAGACGGUACGAGAAAACAGUUUGUCCGUUGAAAGUGCAAGAAAGAAUUGUGGGUAGGUUGUAUAGGAAGAAGAUGGAAAUGCAUGUUUGAGACAAUCCACUUUAAAAAUAGUAUUUUAAGAGAGGCAUGAUGAUUGAUUUGUACAAAGUGUUUUUUCUUUACUCCAUUGCUUCAUAUAAUACUUCUGGGGUAACUCCUGCUCUUAACCAUGUGGUGCUAAUAAUGCUGUACAUAUGACAAUUGUAAAUAAUUUUAACAUUUUUUUUUUUUAAGUCUAGUCUCAUUGUGUCUAACUGAUAUUUCUGUUUGUAACCUUUUGUUUUUCCCUGCCAAUUUCUUUACCACCUUUCAAUGUGAGUAACAUUUGCACUUUAAAUGUCUUUAGACAUGGAGAUGGGAAUAUUCUUUUAAUAAAGGAAAAACAUAAAAGUA
Messenger RNA from Labeo rohita (rohu), 3242 nucleotides. It is a transcript of the gene afap1l1a, whose product is annotated as actin filament associated protein 1-like 1a. The record is from RefSeq and is a predicted model, not a curated record. Lineage: Eukaryota; Metazoa; Chordata; Actinopteri; Cypriniformes; Cyprinidae. The coding region runs from base 237 to 2549 and encodes 770 amino acids. The transcript is spliced from 19 exons. Gene Ontology annotation, molecular function: SH3 domain binding. Gene Ontology annotation, cellular component: cytosol.